This is a messenger RNA of Anguilla rostrata (American eel), 3535 nucleotides long. RefSeq names its product solute carrier family 26 member 9-like. The coding region runs from base 1292 to 3535 and encodes 747 amino acids. Gene Ontology annotation, cellular component: plasma membrane. Gene Ontology annotation, biological process: transmembrane transport. Lineage: Eukaryota; Metazoa; Chordata; Actinopteri; Anguilliformes; Anguillidae. The record is from RefSeq and is a predicted model, not a curated record. Gene Ontology annotation, molecular function: bicarbonate transmembrane transporter activity; sulfate transmembrane transporter activity; chloride transmembrane transporter activity. The transcript has 20 exons.
CUUUCCGUUAAUGACCUCAGUGAGUCAGGAGGACCUUGAUUUAACGUCUUUGUUGGAAUCUGCUACACAGUUCUACACAGUGAAGAAGGAAUAAUGCCUCCUAUUAUCCACUAACACUUCCUCUUUCAACAACCUAGUUUCCCCACAGCUCUCCCAACUAUGAAGUGGGAAUUCCAUUGAAAGGUGGUGUUGAUAGAGCAACAUUUAUCUGAGGCUAGACUAUACGUUGCCCUGCAGGACACAGCUCACAGUCACAGUCAGCUCAGGCAUAGUUCACAUUAGGGCACACCACUAUUUGACUGAUACAGACAGCUUGGCCAAGACUCCUGCUUUCACUUUUGAGAUCAGGUCACCUACAGGGAUGCUUAAUACAUUCUCCUAGGGGGCAUGUUCAAAGCUGAGGUACAGCAUCUAAGAUGAAAUCAUAUCUCAGUUUACUUUCCUUGAGACCUCUGAGCUGUCUCCCCCUUGAGGCAUAGGAGUUCAUUAGGCCUAUGUGACAACAAUUACUAUUAAAUUAAACUCCCUUGACAAAUCAGUCAAGUAGCAGAAAUUGACUGCUCUCUCUUUCACCAUUAGCAACUCUGAAUUUGGCUGUACGUCAUACAUAAAUAUUCACCCUUACCAUAGCUAUACACUAGUAUUCAUGCUUAUCAUAGCAGCUUAAGGGAGACAUCUACACUAAAUCCUCUCCUGUUGCUGUUUAUUCCCAGUUCCUGUUCAUCUAAUCUUAUUAAAAGAAAGCCUGUAUCUCCUUAUUGCAGGUACAGCCUGUACCAGUUUCCCAAUUUACAAUAUAUGUACAGAUGUUUCUGUGUGAAAGAUUUAUGGGGGUGUCAGCAGAAGGGUGUCCUUCCAUAUCCUGCCACACAUCAUAUAAAAUCCUGCUUGGAUUUCCCUUCCCUCCCAAGAAUGUAUUUAUAAUCUUGAAAACAUUAAAUGCUUAUUUAGCUACAGCAUGGAAGUGCUGUCUUCACCCAAAUCCUGUUCUCUUUGUAGUAUUAUAGUUUCUCUGUAAUGUUACAUCUUCAGUUCUCUGUUACAGUAUGCAGGUAAGUGUGGUGAAUGGCCUCAGUCAGGUUUUCCUCCAAUGAAAAAACUGACAAGGUUGUUCCUGGAAGCCACUCCCAUGGGUGAUGGUGUGGACCCUUCCAUGGUAUAAGAGCAAUAAUUGGCUCUAGCUAGUAGGAGCUGUGUGUGGCCAUUAGAUAGGUAAUGACCUCUGGCAAUUCAGUCUCACAAUAAGUGCUACCACCUGGCCUUCCUGACUGGCUCCUGAUUGGCUGGCGUCAUGCAUCAAAACUACCCUCGCUAUGUGAUUGACAGGCCGGCCUACUCCUUACCUGUCUUUGACGAGGAGUUUGACAAGAAGAGCCGGAGUUUCCCAGUGGGAGAGAAAGUGAAGAAGUUCUUCCGGUGUUCCCAGGCCCGUCUGAAGUCGCUGCUCUUCAGACAUCUACCUGUGCUCACCUGGCUUCCCAAGUACAAGGUGAAGCAGAACCUGUUAUUUGAUGCCAUCAGUGGGGUCAGCGCAGGAACCAUCCAGGUUCCCCAAGGCAUGGCCUUUGCCCUGCUGGCCAACCUACCUCCGGUCAAUGGGCUGUACUCCUCCUUUUUCCCCCUCAUCCCUUAUUUCUUCAUGGGCACUGCCCAUCAGAUGGUACCUGGGACUUUUGCUGUACUUAGCAUUAUGGUUGGCAUGGUGUGCCUGGACCUGGCACCUGCUUCCGACUUCACGCACUUCAAUGCCACCCUCAAUGCCACCGUGGUGGAUGAGGCGAGGAUGGGCCAGGUCAGGCUGGGCAUCUCAGGCACUCUGGCCUGCCUCACAGCAAUCAUACAGAUCGGCCUGGGCCUGAUGCAGUUUGGCUUUGUGGCCAUCUACCUGUCCGAGUCCUUCGUCAGGGGCUUCAUGACAGCGGCGGGGCUGCAGAUUCUCAUCUCUGUGCUGAAGUACAUUUUUGGCAUCAGCGUGCCCCCCUUUAGCGGACCCCUGGCCACCAUCUACACCCUGGUGGACAUUUUCAGAGGCCUGCCCCACACUAAUGUGGCAUCGCUGGUCUUUGCUUUGGUCAGCAGCGCGGUUCUCAUCCUGGUGAAGGAGCUGAACGCACACUAUCGGCACAAGCUGCCCUUCCCCAUCCCCAUGGAGAUCGUCAUAGUUGUAGUGGCAACAGCCAUCUCUGGCCCCCUGGACAUGCCUAAAAAGUACCACAUGGAUAUCGUCGGGGAGAUUCCCCUGGGAUUCCCCACCCCCAUCUUACCAACAGUGAGCCAGUGGGAGGAUAUGCUGAGCACAGCCUUUUCCCUGGCGAUUGUGGGCUACGUCAUCAACCUAGCCAUGGGCCGGACACUGGCAGCCAAGCACGGCUAUGACGUGGACCCCAAUCAGGAGAUGCUGGCUCUGGGCUGCAGCAACUUCCUUGGGUCCUUUUUUAAGAUCCAUGUCAUCUGCUGUGCCUUGUCUGUCACACUGGCUGUGGACAGUGCUGGGGGUGCCUCGCAGUUUGCCAGUCUGUGUGUGAUGCUGGUGGUGAUGGUCACCAUGCUGGCUUUGGGAGCUUACCUCCAGCCGCUACCCAAGUCUGUGCUUGGAGCGCUCAUUGCGGUCAACCUGAAAAACACUUUGCUGCAGCUCUCUGAUCCCUACUACCUGUGGAAAAAGAACAAGUUGGAUUGCUGCGUUUGGGUGGUGUCCUUCUUGGCCACAUUCUUCCUCAGCUUGCCAUAUGGCGUGGCCAUCGGCGUUAGCUUCUCCAUCCUUGUGGUCAUUUUCCAGACACAGUUCCGCAAUGGAUCAGAGACGGCGCAGAUUAUGGGCACUAACCUCUACAGGAACCCCAAGGUGUACAGCAAGGUAAAGUUCGUUGAGGGUGUGAAAAUAGUCAACUACUGCUCCCCCCUCUACUUUGCCAACGUGGAGAUUUUCCGCCGAAAAGUCAUCAAAAAGACCGAGUUGGACCCAGGCAAGCUGCUGCUGGCCAGGAAGAAGUUUCUGAAAAAACAGCAGAAGGAAAAGGAGGAGAAGAAGAAGGCCACUAGAAAGCGGCAGAUUAGUAUUGUUCCCCAAACCUUGACAACUUCUAAGCUGGAGCUGCAGAAUGACUUUGACAUCACUAGUGAAAAUGGCACCAGAAAGUCCAGCCUGCCUACAUCUUACAUCAACUACCACGGUGAUAUGGCUAAUCUAGGCGAUGACCAGAACCAGGCCUGUGAUUCGCCUGUCACCAUGGAGCCCCGCCCCCCGCCCUUCCACACGCUCAUUCUGGACCUGGCUGGGGUUUGCUUUGUUGACCUCAUGGGCAUCAAGGUGCUGACCAAGAUGAGCUCCAGUUAUAAGAUGUUGGGGAUACGUCUGUAUCUGGCCAAUGUUCAAGCCCAGGUGUACGAGGAGCUGGAGAUGGGAGGGGUGUUUGAGGAAGGAGGCAUCGCUCACAGUGACCUCUUCCCCUCCGUCCAUGAUGCCAUCCUCUUUGCUCAGGAGAGAACGAGGGGCACUGAGAAUAUGUAUAAGAAAGUGACGAGUUCAGAUUGA